Rattus rattus (black rat) is the source of this 3366-nucleotide messenger RNA. RefSeq names its product kirre like nephrin family adhesion molecule 2 (gene Kirrel2). Gene Ontology annotation, biological process: cell-cell adhesion. The record is from RefSeq and is a predicted model, not a curated record. Bases 672 to 2774 code for a protein of 700 amino acids. Gene Ontology annotation, molecular function: cell adhesion molecule binding. Lineage: Eukaryota; Metazoa; Chordata; Mammalia; Rodentia; Muridae. Gene Ontology annotation, cellular component: cell-cell junction. The transcript is spliced from 15 exons.
CUCUCUCCGACCCGCAAGCCCACAGGAGCCUGGGCUCCGACUCCCCAGGGCGCGGAAGCUGGCGAAGCCCCAGGGAUUCCCAUUUAUAGCUUGGUUUCCACUCAGCUCAGUCCCUCCAGGACUCGGGCUGAGCAAGUUUCUUCCAUUCUCUUCUCUCCUCCCCCUCCCUCCUCCUCCUCCUCUUCUGCCUCCUCCUCCUCCCCGCCUCCCCUUCAACCUCAGCAGGGUGCAGGUGUCCAACUCGAGCAAGGGCCCCAACUUGGACUCAGAUGUUCCAACUCUCAGACACCCUGAUAAUGCGGGGGCGCCCGCCUGCUGCGCGGACAGCUACCCUGAGCACCCCUAGCCGUCCGCACACAAGGCGCCGGAGUUUCUCAAUGGGAAGAGGCCGGGUCUCCAGGAGGCGGGGCGAAUAGGAUCCCGCCCGCCUGGUGGGUCCUUCGCAGUCCUAGGGUUGCAACCCCGUGAGCGGUGUAGAGCACUGGAGACUGCGGCUGAGCCGGAUUUCAGGGACUUUGGGCCAGACAUAGAAUCUUCCAGCCCGGAGAGAAGAGUGGGGUGCAGAGAGGGGUUCCAGUCCAACGUGGUGAGAGGCGAGCUAUCGAGGAAGAAGUUGGAGGGCAACCAGUGCAAUCCUAAGUCUGCGAGAUCUUGGGGUUCACACACUCAGGAUGCUGGCCUCCGCCCUCCUCGUUGUCCUCUGCUGUUUCAGAGGAAAUGCAGGCUCAUCGCCCCAUUUCCUUCAACAGCCAGAGGACAUGGUGGUGCUGUUGGGGCAGGAAGCCCGGCUGCCCUGCGCUCUGGGCGCAUACAGGGGGCUCGUGCAGUGGACUAAGGAUGGGUUGGCUCUAGGGGGCGAAAGAGACCUUCCAGGGUGGUCCCGGUACUGGAUAUCAGGGAAUUCAGCCAGUGGCCAGCAUGACCUCCACAUUAAGCCUGUGGAGCUGGAAGAUGAAGCAUCCUAUGAGUGCCAGGCCUCACAGGCAGGCCUCCGAUCACGACCAGCCCAACUGCAUGUGAUGGUCCCCCCAGAAGCGCCCCAGGUACUAGGCGGCCCCUCUGUGUCUCUGGUUGCUGGAGUUCCUGGAAAUUUGACCUGUCGGAGUCGUGGGGAUGCCCGACCUGCCCCUGAACUACUGUGGUUCCGUGAUGGGAUCCGGCUGGAUGGGACCAGCUUCCACCAGAUCAGGCUGAAGGACGAGGCCACCGGGACAGUCGAAAACACCUUAUUCCUGACCCCUUCCAGCCAGGACGAUGGAGCCACCUUGAUCUGCAGAGCGCGGAGCCAGGCCCUGCCCACAGGGAGGGACACAGCGGUGACACUGAGCCUUCAGUAUCCCCCAAUGGUGACUCUGUCUGCUGAGCCCCAGACUGCGCAGGAAGGAGAGAAGGUAACUUUCCUGUGUCAAGCCACUGCCCAGCCUCCUGUCACCGGCUACAGGUGGGCGAAGGGGGGAUCCCCGGUGCUCGGGGCACGUGGGCCAAGGUUGGAGGUCGUUGCAGAUGCCACGUUCCUGACUGAGCCGGUGUCCUGCGAGGUCAGCAACGCGGUCGGAAGCGCCAACCGCAGCACCGCGCUGGAAGUGUUGUAUGGACCCAUUCUGCAGGCAAAACCGAAGCCCGUGUCCGUGGACGUGGGGAAAGACGCGUCUUUCAGCUGUGUCUGGCGGGGGAACCCACUUCCACGGAUAACCUGGACCCGCCUCGGUGGCUCUCAGGUGCUGAGCUCCGGGCCCACACUGCGGCUUCCGUCCGUGGCACUGGAGGAUGCGGGCGACUAUGUGUGCAGGGCUGAGCCGAGGCGAACGGGUGUGGGAGGCGGCACAGCACAGGCAAGGCUGACAGUGAACGCACCCCCUGUAGUGACAGCCCUGCACCCUGCACCAGCCUUCCUGAGGGGUCCUGCUCGCCUCCAGUGUGUGGUGUUCGCCUCUCCUGCCCCAGACUCCGUGGUUUGGUCCUGGGACGAGGGCUUUCUGGAGGCUGGUUCACUGGGCAGGUUUCUAGUGGAGGCCUUCCCAGCCCCAGAAGUGGAGGGGGGACAGGGCCCAGGCCUUAUUUCUGUGCUACACAUUUCCGGAACCCAGGAGUCCGACUUCACCACGGGCUUCAACUGCAGUGCCCGCAACCGGCUAGGUGAGGGACGAGUCCAGAUCCACCUGGGCCGUAGAGACUUGCUGCCUACUGUCCGGCUUGUGGCUGGAGCAGCUUCUGCAGCCACCUCUCUCUUUAUGGUCAUCACUGGAGUGGUCCUCUGCUGCUGGCGCCAUGGCUCUCUCUCUAAGCAAAAGAACUUGGUCCGGAUCCCAGGAAACAGUGAAGGUUCCAGUGCACGUGGCCCUGAGGAGGAGACAGGCAGCAGUGAGGACCGGGGUCCCAUUGUGCACACCGACCACAAUGAUUUGGUUCUUGAGGAAAACGAGGCUCUGGAGACAAAGGAUCCAACCAACGGUUACUAUAAGGUUCGAGGGGUCAGUGUGAGCCUUAGCCUUGGGGAAGCCCCCGGAGGAGGCCUCUUCUUGCCACCCCCAUCUCCGAUGGGUCUUCCAGGGACUCCUACUUACUAUGACUUCAAGCCACAUCUGGAUUUAGUCCCUCCCUGCAGACUGUACAGAGCACGGGCAGGUUAUCUUACCACCCCUCAUCCCCGAGCCUUCACCAACUACAUGAAACCCACAUCCUUUGGACCCCCAGAUUUGAGCUCUGGAACGCCCCCCUUCCCAUAUGCUACCUUGUCUCCGCCCAGUCACCAGCGUCUCCAGACUCACGUGUGAAAACAUCUCUCCAAUUGAAGAGCCUCAGGACCUUCAACUUACCACAUAGUGUGUUGUCCAGAUUUUUGGGGAAGUCAGAGCAAGCUGAUGACCAAUCCCUCCAAAAUGGAGCCCUGAUGGAGGGAAAGAGCACUACAAGCAUCAGAACUGUUCAUGUAUACUCAGUUCAGCCAAAGUGGAUUCUCCAAGCAGGAGCAAUAUGGCCGCUAUACCUACUUGUUCUCCUGUGAGGAAGACGUUCAAGAUGAUGACUAAACACUUUGCAGAGGGACAAAGAUGGGGACUAGGGCUAUGGUUGGAAGCAUUUCUAGCCAGUAAAGCACACAUGUGACCAUCUGCACCAAGAGGAAGGAUAACAUAAGACAAAUCAAGAUGAAAGAAAUAACCCCCGGCCCCCCAUCCUGGCCAAUAAAAGUAUAGCCAAUAUGGCUGUCCAUUCUCUGGGAACCAAAAUGGCCACUAUCUUGAUUCCUUCCUUAAAGAUACAGAAAGAAUUGAAUCCCAGGAAUGGGGUGGGGUGAAAAUAAAAGAAAUAAGGGGGAUUCUUGGACUAAGAAUAUUUCUAUUUAAUAAUAAAAAGGGGGGACAAAGA